GGUUGUGGGUCGUGUUGUUCCAGCUGCAGGCAGAACAGGCUUGAUUUGUUCACUGCAGAAUAACAAAAGACUUUGGAUUAUUCGCGUGGAGGAGUUCUGGAGCUCGGGUUUCCCUCGGAGCGCUGCGGCGUCCUCGCUUUGCCCGGUGUUACGGCGGUAGUCGUGCCCUCGCUGACGCCCCCAGCCGGUGUUACGGAUGUUUCGGUCUCUGACGCUGACGUCCGCUCAUUGCUGAAUAUUUUGACUCCGGACCAGGAAGUGGGAGCUUCACGUCCAGCUAGCCGUCGCCUUCCGCGAUGAGAGCGCAGAAGACCCGGAAAACUUAACCUCCACGGUCCAGACUUGGCUGUAAACCUCUUAACGUGGGCGCGGAUGCUCUGAACCGAAGGUUCGAAGCCGCUGUGCGAGGCCGCGUGCGCUGUUGAGACUUGGUGCUCGUCCAUCUGGCAGGAUCGUCGCGCGCUAGCAUUUAGCUGGUAGUUCCCGUUAGCAGGUCGGCGAUGGCCGAGGCACACGGAGCCUGUUUGGUGACCGGCUUUCUCCUCACGCUGCUGCUGACCGGGGGCGAAGCGAGGAUACACAAGCUCACCCUGACGAAUGAAACUCGCUUCGCUGUGGACCUCAACAACUUUGGUUUCUACGCUAACGGGACUCUCAAUGUCACACUGUCUCACCUCCGAGUCCCAGAUGGGCAGGUGGACUACAGCACGCACCCGGUUGGGUUCAGCCUGUCGAGGUCACGUGUUAAUGGAGUCCUGUCCUACACCGCGGAGGAGACGGACACAUGCCCGCUCACGCUCGCAAAGUCCAACAACGACGAGCCUCUCAUCCUUUUCAUCAUCGAUAUCAAGAACCUCAGUGUCAACGUGACGACGAUGGGAAUCCAAGACAACAUCCUCAUAUCAAAGCCGAAGGCCGAGGUCACGAAAGUGCAGAGAAAAGCCAGGGACGCUCCUGAUAACGCUGCUGUAGCUCAACCAGCAGACACUGGGGAGCAAACUGCCAUAAAGCCAGAAGACGAGUCAAAAGAAAUCCCAAAGAGCAACGAGGAGUCUGCCGUCCAGAAGAAGGACGACGGUCAGCCGGAAGAAAAGCCGAACCACGAGGCCGAAGCCAAGGCUGAAACAAGAACCGAAUACAACCUGAGCCUGCCCAUGCAGCCCACGCUGGCUCUGGAGGUCAAUCAGAGCUUCUACGGCUUCAGCUUCCUCAUGAAGGUGGGCCCCAAGGCCGAGGGCCUGUACAGCCUCAAGUUCCACUACUGCAGGAACAGGAUGCCUGGACCCAAGCAGCCCUACUCCUUCACUGUGGAAGUGACAGAGAAGAAUCCGGGCGGCUUCCUGUCGGCGGCUGAAAUCCCUCUGUCGCGGCUCUACAUCUGCAUGGCCGGCGUGUUCUUCACGGCGGCGCUGGUCUGGGUCUACACACUCAUGAAGCACAGGUACAGCGUGUUUAAGAUCCACUGGCUGAUGGCCGCUCUGGCGUUCACCAAGUCCAUCUCGCUGGUUUUCCACAGCAUCAACUAUCACUUCAUCAACACGGAGGGCCAUCCCAUCGAGGGCUGGGCCGUCAUGUACUACAUAACACACCUGCUGAAGGGCGCCCUGCUGUUCAUCACGCUGGCUCUGAUCGGCACCGGCUGGGCCUUCGUCAAAUACAUCCUGUCCGACAAGGAGAAGAAGAUCUUCAUGAUCGUCAUUCCUCUGCAGGUCUUGGCGAACGUGGCCUACAUCAUCAUCGAGUCCACGGAAGAGGGCUCCAGCGAGUACUAUCUGUGGAAGGAGAUCCUGUUCCUGGUCGACCUCAUCUGCUGCGGAGCCAUCCUGUUCCCCGUUGUCUGGUCGAUCCGUCACCUACAGGAAGCUUCCAGCACCGACGGUAAAGCCGCCAUGAAUCUGGAGAAGCUGAAGCUCUUCCGGCAUUACUACGUGAUGAUCGUGUGCUACAUCUACUUCACGAGGAUCAUCGCCAUCCUGCUGAAGAUCACCAUGCCGUUCCAGUGGCAGUGGUGCUACGAGUUCCUGGUGGAGGUUUCCACUCUCAUCUUCUUCGUGUUGACGGGCUACAAGUUCCGGCCGGCGUCCAACAACCCGUACCUGCAGCUGCCGCAGGACGAGGACGACGUGGAGGCGGACGAAGUUGUGACCGAGUCGGGAGCGAUGGAGGGCAUCUCCAAAGUGAAGAAGACGUCAAACGGACGCGAGCGCCAGAAAGAGUCCACCUUGUGAGCGGGACGCUGCAUUCCUGAGAGAGAUCAACUAAAGCUCCCCUCCCCCUCCCCCCUGACCCCCCCUGACCCCUGACCCCCGCCACGCGGCCAGCUGGUGUACCGGGAGCACACAGGACCGAGGCCUCCCCAGACCCAGCGGCCGCGCUCCCGGUUGAAACUCUUUGAAGUGGAUGCAGUGGACACGCCCACUGUCUGGCUAUGCAACAAAAAAAAUAAAAGAAAGAAAAAAGGAGAAAAAAAAAACGGCUACAAAAAAAAAGAGAAAAGUGACUUUUUGGACGCUCUGUUUCCGUGGAGCGGCUGAAACGACUCCUCCCUCAUGAAGUGGAGCUCAGACGUUCUUUAUAGUUUUCAUCUCUCUUUCUCCAAAGAUAACGAUGGUUUUAGAGGAAGACGUUGCUUUCGGGUGUGUUUCUUUCCGCCGGCCUCUCCGCUCUACCUUUCGGUGUGAUGUUUAGUACACAGGUGUGUGUGUGAACGUGAGGCAACGCGACAUUUUUUUAGAAGAGAUUUCCCCGCCCUUUGGAGACAAAAGCCCGCACUCAGGUAAAAAGGCUAAUCGGUGUAAUUUGAAUCUGCAGUUCAGGGGCGGUAACAUCCCACCAGUCAACGAUGCAGCUUCUCACACACACACACACACACACACACACACACACACACACACACACACACACACACUCUACUGUGUGUGCUACUUCUUGCUUUGAUUUGUAGACUGAAACCUGAGGGUGUGAGAGGUUGCGGCCUCCAGUAUAUCGACUUCCUGUUCUGUUUCAGUAUUAUGGUUUGUGUCGGGGAGCCCGGCGUCCCUCCUGGUCCCUCACUGGGGCCACUGCUGUAAUUUAGUGCUUUGAUGGUUGUGGCUGCCCCGGCGGUGACAUUUGGAGCUCUUCAUGAAUGAACAGGUUUUCUGAAGCAGUCCGAGCAGCGGCCCCCAUUUUGACGGCCUUGUUCUUAUUCUCUCUUUUUUUUUUUUUUUUAAAAUUUCCCUCCUUUUUGGCGUCGCAGUGCUGAUCAGGGCGGAGAAGUGACCUAACAUUAUUUUACAAUCUGCCUGCUUUUCGAUCACUUUUGUUUUUUGCUCUUGAUGUGAAGCUUAUUUUAAUAAUUAUUGACGGAUUAUCAUGUCAUGGAAGGUCAUCUAGGUGUGCAGCCAAUUAUUUGUAAAUAAUUUAAGACUGUUGCUACAAAAAGGAGGCACAGAAUACUUUCAUAAAGGCAAAUCAGCAUAAAGGCUUUAUAGAGUGUCUUUUUUUUUCUUACGUUUUCGACCCAGGUUUGGUUUCAGUGAGAUAUUUUCGACUCCUUUUUUGUAGACGGACGUUUGAGGGAAGACUCUUGCGAUCGGGCCGCCCCGGCUCCUGUUUCAGGGAUGACCGAGCCGUGCCGUGUUUACAGGCGGGUGGCGUGUCUCCAGACUGCGUGCGGAGGGAGGGUGGUGGAGGCGGCGAGCCGCCGGUGACCUUUCACCUCACCUCACCUCACCUGGGCUCGGCGGACAGGGUCUUCUCCAUGUUGACGGAGGUUUUGGCUGUUUUGAUGUCUGUGUGAACUGUCACAAUAAAGCGGAGUUCUGGAAAGAUU
This is a messenger RNA of Salarias fasciatus (jewelled blenny), 3814 nucleotides long. It is a transcript of the gene gpr108, whose product is annotated as G protein-coupled receptor 108. The record is from RefSeq and is a predicted model, not a curated record. Gene Ontology annotation, biological process: transport. The transcript is spliced from 18 exons. Gene Ontology annotation, cellular component: Golgi apparatus; membrane. Bases 501 to 2228 code for a protein of 575 amino acids. Lineage: Eukaryota; Metazoa; Chordata; Actinopteri; Blenniiformes; Blenniidae.